AUGUCAGCUGAAGAUCAUGUGGCUGUCAAGACUAUGCUCAUUGAUGUCAACAUUGAUACUGAGUCUAUACUAUACACUGCACCCUCCAGUGAGGAGGGAGCAGACUUUAGUCACAAAGGUAGAGAGUAUGAAGCAUUUGAAGGGCUAGCUCAGCAGAUGACAGACCUCUCUGGAUUCUGCUAUGUUGACCUACACACUCGCAAUGAUCACAUCAGUAUUCAGAAUGUGAACUAG
Molecule: messenger RNA, 234 nt
Organism: Suillus discolor
Lineage: Eukaryota; Fungi; Basidiomycota; Agaricomycetes; Boletales; Suillaceae
Exons: 2
Coding region: 1-234 (77 amino acids)
Source: RefSeq, a predicted model, not a curated record